GAUCCGGCGGAGCCCGCAUUCCUAGGGGAGGGGUCCCCCCACCUAGGGGGUCGCGGAUCAAGUUACCGGGCGAGAGGAGGAGGCAGCGGGAGGCCGAGUAAACAAGGGAAUUGGAUGAAGUAAUUGAUCACUAAUGAACUACAGUGCUGGUGAGAUGUGUAAGAAAUUAUAAAGAGCUCUGAUGGGCUAUUUGGGUGAUACCCAGUGCAGUGAACUGCAGGAGUUUUGUCUCUGAGUCAUGGAAGACAGAAGAGCUGAAAAGUCAUGUGAACAAGCAUGUGAAUCACUUAAGAGGCAGGACUAUGAAAUGGCCCUCAAGCACUGUACAGAGGCCCUUCUUUCUCUUGGCCAGUGCUCCAUGGCAGACUUCGCGGGGCCUUGUCCGUUGGAGAUAGAACGCAUCAAAAUUGAGAGUCUUCUUUACAGAAUUGCCUCAUUCUUGCAACUGAAAAACUAUGGGCAAGCUGAUGAAGAUUGUAGGAACGUGUUGGGAGAAGGACUGGCCAAGGGAGACGAUGCCUUUCGGACUGUGCUUUACUGCAUGCAGCUGAAAGGAAAGCUCCAGCCUGUAUCCGCCAUUCUUGCCAAGUCACUGACAGGAGAGUCCCUGAAUGGGAUGGUAACGAAAGAUUUGACAAGACUAAAAACACUGCUCACAGAAACUGAGACAGCAUCUUGUAAUGUCCUCUCUGGAUAUCAUGUGGAAGACUUAGAUGAGGGGUCUUGUAAUGGUUGGCAUUUCCGCCCACCACCUAGGGGAAUCACAAGCAGCGAGGAAUAUACUUUGUGUAAAAGAUUUUUAGAGCAAGGACUCUGUAGGUAUGGUGCCCAGUGUACUUCAGCACAUUCCCAGGAAGAACUAGCAGAAUGGCAAAAAAGAUACGCUUGGCGGCUGAUAAAACUGAAGCAGCAAAAUGAGAACAAACAGCUCUCAGGCAGUUACAUGGAAACCUUGAUAGAAAAAUGGAUGAAUUCAUUAUCUCCCGAGAAAGUGCUUAGUGAAUGUAUAGAAGGAGUAAAGGUAGAGCACAAUCCUGACCUGUCAGUUACUGUCAACACCAAAAAGUCUCACCAGACAUGGACCUUUGCUCUCACUUGUAAGCCUGCAAGAAUGCUGUAUCGGGUAGCCUUGCUUUAUGAUGCUCAUCGUCCUCAUUUUAGUAUCAUUGCAAUAUCUGCCGGAGAUAGUACUACCCAGGUAUCACAAGAAGUCCCAGAAAACUGUCAAGAAUGGAUAGGAGGAAAGAUGGCCCAAAAUGGAUUAGAUCAUUACGUGUAUAAAGUCGGGAUAGCAUUUAACACAGAAAUAUUUGGAACUUUUCGCCAAACCAUAGUUUUCGACUUUGGAUUGGAACCAGUACUCAUGCAAAGAGUAAUGAUUGAUGCAGCUUCUACAGAAGAUCUCGAAUACCUGAUGCAUGCAAAGCAACAGCUAGUAACCACAGCUAAGCGCUGGGAUUCUUCUUCUAAGACUAUUAUAGAUUUUGAACCUAAUGAAACUACUGAUUUGGAGAAGAGCCUUCUUAUCAGAUACCAAAUUCCUCUCUCUGCUGACCAGCUAUUUACCCAGUCUGUUUUAGACAAAUCAUUGACCAAGAGCAACUAUCAGUCACGGUUGCAUGACCUUCUUUAUAUUGAGGAGAUAGCCCAGUAUAAAGAAGUCAGCAAGUUCAACCUUAAAGUGCAAUUGCAGAUUCUAGCAAGCUUCAUGCUCACUGGAGUUUCUGGAGGUGCAAAGUAUGCUCAGAAUGGACAACUUUUUGGUCGCUUUAAGCUUACUGAAACACUUUCUGAAGAUACUUUGGCUGGACGACUGGUGAUGACCAAAGUCAAUGCUGUUUAUUUAUUACCAGUCCCUAAAGAGAAGUUAGUACAGACCCAGGGAACCAAAGAGAAGGUUUAUGAAGCUACUAUUGAAGAAAAAACAAAAGAAUAUAUAUUUUUAAGGAUAUCCAGGGAAUGCUGUGAAGAACUUAAUCUUCGGCCUGAUUGUGACACACAGGUUGAACUUCAGUUCCAAUUGAAUCGAUUACCCCUCUGUGAAAUGCAUUAUGCACUAGACAGGAUCAAGGACAAUGGGGUUUUGUUCCCAGACAUCAGUAUGACUCCCACCAUACCUUGGAGUCCCAACAGACAAUGGGAUGAACAGUUGGAUCCUCGACUAAAUGCAAAACAGAAAGAGGCAGUUCUGGCCAUAACCACUCCACUUUCUAUACAGCUGCCGCCUGUACUUAUCAUCGGACCCUAUGGGACAGGCAAAACGUUCACGCUAGCUCAGGCCGUCAAACAUAUUCUGCAGCAACAGGAGACUAGCAGGAUUCUCAUUUGCACCCAUUCUAAUAGUGCUGCUGAUCUCUACAUAAAGGAUUAUUUACAUCCAUAUGUAGAAGCAGGCAAUCCCCAGGCAAGACCUCUCAGGGUAUAUUUCAGAAAUCGCUGGGUAAAGACUGUCCACCCAGUUGUGCAUCAGUACUGUUUGAUCUCAAGUGCACAUUCCACCUUUCAGAUGCCACAGAAAGAAGAUAUUCUUAAACAUCGAGUGGUUGUUGUUACAUUGAACACUUCCCAGUACCUCUGUCAAUUGGACCUUGAACCUGGGUUUUUUACCCAUAUUUUAUUAGAUGAAGCUGCCCAAGCCAUGGAGUGUGAAACCAUUAUGCCUCUAGCAUUAGCAACUAAAAAUACUCGGAUCGUCUUGGCUGGUGAUCACAUGCAGCUCAGUCCUUUUGUUUACAGCGAGUUUGCCAGGGAGAGAAACCUCCAUGUUUCAUUACUUGAUAGGCUCUAUGAGCAUUACCCUGCUGAGUUUCCAUGUAGGAUCCUCUUAUGUGAGAACUACCGCUCUCAUGAAGCUAUCAUCAAUUACACCUCUGAACUUUUCUAUGAGGGCAAAUUGAUGGCCAGUGGAAAGCAGCCAGCACACAAGGAUUUCUACCCACUCACUUUCUUUACAGCACGAGGGGAAGAUGUACAAGAAAAAAAUAGUACAGCUUUUUAUAAUAACGCAGAGGUGUUUGAAGUGGUAGAACGUGUAGAAGAAUUAAGAAGGAAGUGGCCGGUAGCAUGGGGGAAGUUAGACGACGGCAGUAUUGGUGUGGUGACGCCGUAUGCUGAUCAAGUGUUCAGGAUACGAGCUGAACUUCGGAAAAAGCGAUUAUCUGAUGUUAAUGUAGAAAGGGUGCUAAAUGUUCAAGGAAAGCAAUUCAGAGUUUUGUUUCUUAGCACAGUACGUACAAGACAUACUUGUAAACAUAAACAGACGCCAAUUAAAAAGAAAGAACAACUUCUGGAAGAUUCCACGGAGGACUUAGAUUAUGGUUUUUUGUCUAACUACAAGCUUCUCAAUACUGCCAUCACGAGAGCCCAGUCCCUGGUUGCUGUGGUGGGUGACCCCAUUGCCCUGUGCUCUGUUGGAAGAUGCAGGAAAUUUUGGGAGCGGUUUAUUGCCCUGUGCCAUGAAAACAAUAGUCUACAUGGAAUCACUUUUGAACAGAUCAAGGCCCAGUUAGAGGCUUUAGAACUAAAGAAGACAUAUGUGUUGAAUCCACUGGCACCUGAAUUUAUCCCUCGGGCUCUAAGACUGCAGCAUUCAGGGAGUACCAACAAACCGCAGCAAUCACCACCAAAGGGGAAAGGCCUCCAUCAUACCCAGAAUGAUCAUUUUCAGAAUGAUGGAAUUGUUCAGCCCAAUCCUUCCGUACUUAUUGGCAAUCCUAUUAGAGCAUAUACUCCUCCACCCCCUCUUGGACCUCACCCAAACUUGGGAAAAUCUCCAAGCCCUGUUCAAAGAAUAGAUCCUCAUACUGGGACAAGUAUUCUUUAUGUACCUGCUGUCUACGGAGGGAAUGUAGUUAUGUCGGUGCCUUUACCUGUACCAUGGACAGGAUACCAGGGUAGGUUUGCAGUUGAUCCUCGAAUUAUUACACAUCAGGCAGCGAUGGCCUAUAAUAUGAACCUAUUACAGACACAUGGACGAGGGUCUCCAAUACCUUAUGGCCUUGGACAUCACCCACCUGUCAGCAUAGGGCAGCCGCAGGAUCCGCAUCAGGAGAAGGAUCAACAUGAGCAAAAUCGAAAUGGUAAAAGUGAUACAAAUAAUCCUGGACCAGAAAUUAAUAAGAUUAGAACACCAGAGAAAAAGCCUACAGACCCAAAACAGGUUGAUUUGGAAUCAAAUCCACAGAACAGAAGUCCUGAAUCACGUCCUGGUGUUAUUUAUCCCAAUACCAAAUUUCCUCGCAAAGAUAAUCUCAACCCAAGACACAUAAAUCUUCCCCUUCCUGCUCCCCGUGCGCAGUAUGCAAUCCCUAAUCGUCAUUUCCAUCCCCUUCCCCAGCUACCAAGACCGCCAUUCCCAAUUCCACAACAGCACACCUUGUUAAAUCAGCAGCAGAAUAGUUUGCCUGAACAACCAAAUCAAAUGCCACCUCCACCAAAUCAGGUAGUCCCUCAGCAGAACCAGCUGAGCCAGCAGCCCCAGCAGCCCCAGCAGCCCCAGCAGCCCCAGCAGCCUCAGCAGCCUCAGCAGCCCCAGCAGCCUCAGCAGCCGCCACCGCCUCAGCUUUCUCCUGCGUAUCAGGCAGGACCCAGCAGUGCUUUUUUUAAUAAUGCAGUUUCUCAUCGACCACAGACUCCUCCUGCAGAGACUGUGAUUCCUGAGCAGCAGCCCCCUCCCAUGCUGCAAGAAGGCCACAGCCCUCUGAGAGCCAUUGCACAGCCCGGCCCCAUUCUUCCUGCACAUCUGAAUAACUUCAUUGAUGAGAACCCCCCAGCAUUACCUAUAGGAGAGGCAUUAGAUCGAAUACAUGGGAGUGUAGCCCUGGAGUCAUUAAGGCAGCAGCAGGCACGGCUGCAGCAGUGGAGCGAGCACCACGCCUAUCUCAGCCAGGGUAGCAUCCCGUACCCGCACCCUCCCCACCCUCACCUCCAGCACCUUCCUCAGCCACCGCUCGGGUUGCAUCAGCCGCCAGUGAGGGCAGACUGGAAGCUCACCAGCAGUGCCGAAGAUGAAGCAGAGACAACAUAUUCAAGGUUUCAAGACUUAAUCAGAGAACUGUCUCAUCGUGAUCAAAGUGAAACACGGGAACUAGCUGAAAUGCCACCACCUCAAUCAAGACUUUUGCAAUACAGACAAGUGCAGACUAGGAGCCCACCAGCAGUCCCGUCUCCCUCAUCCGGUACAGACCACAGUAGCCACUUUUCUAACUUUAAUGACAACAGCAGAGACAUUGAAGUAGCCAACAACCCAGCAUUUCCACAGCGCCUCCCACCCCAAAUAUUCAGCUCGCCUUUUUCGUUGCCAUCUGAACACCUUGCCCCACCUCCCCUGAAAUACCUGGCACCUGACGGAGCAUGGACUUUUGCUAACUUGCAGCAGAAUCACCUAAUGGGGCCUGGCUUUCCCUAUGGCCUACCUCCACUGCCUCACAGGCCACCACAGAACCCUUUUGUACAAAUACAGAAUCAUCAACAUGCUAUUGGUCAAGAGCCAUUUCACCCACUGUCAUCUCGAGCAGUAUCUUCUUCUUCACUCCCUAGCUUGGAAGAGUAUGAGCCCAGAGGACCUGGUCGGCCCUUGUACCAAAGAAGAAUUUCAUCGAGCUCAGUCCAGCCUUGUUCUGAAGAAGUAAGCGCUCCUCAAGACAGUCUGUCCCAGUGUAAAGAGCUUCAGGACCACAGUAGCCAGUCUUCUUUCAACUUCUCAUCCCCGGAGUCCUGGGUAAACACCACCUCAUCUGCUCCCUAUCAGAACAUUCCGUGCAAUGGAUCCAGCAGGACAGCUCAGCCCAGAGAGUUGAUAGCUCCACCCAAGACUGUCAAACCCCCUGAGGAUCAGCUGAAGUCAGAAAACCUCGAGGUGUCCAGUUCCUUUAACUACAGCGUGCUGCAGCAUCUCGGCCAGUUCCCACCCCUCAUGCCCAACAAGCAGAUUGCGGAGUCAGCCAACAGCAGCAGCCCCCAGAGCGCUGGUGGGGGCAAGCCCGCCAUGUCCUAUGCCAGCGCUCUAAGGGCCCCUCCCAAGCCCAGGCCCCCUCCUGAGCAGGCCAAGAAGAGUAGCGACCCUCUGUCUCUGUUCCAGGAACUCAGCCUGGGGAGCUCAUCGGGCAGCAAUGGCUUUUACUCCUAUUUUAAAUAAUCACUUUUUUUUUCCUGAAGGGAAAAUGUUUUAAUUUCUGUUUGUAUCAGUAGAAUUAAGGUAGUUGAACUUCAUCUAUAGAUGCACAGUUCCCUUUGUUUUAAUAUUAAAUAUGUUCUCACUUAAUUGCUUUGCUGCUAGACUUGCAACUAAUUUUUUAAACGUAUAUUCCAUUAUUUUGCAUUUUUGAUGUGAGUCAGAAUUUUGACAGCUUUUAUGUAGAAUAAAAAAUAUUUUUAAAUUUGUGUAUUGUUACAUAUGUUUGCAUCAAGCUAGCAGCUAAGAGGUUAAUUGUGCAACUAUAAAAAAAAAGAAAAACAUUUGUCUAAAAUGUAUUUAAAAAGAACAAAAAUUGUAAGUAGCAUUUACAUUUAUUCAAUAAUAUUACCAUAUGCUGGGUUUCUGUACCAGAAAUGGCCAGUUGAUGUACAAAUGUAUGUUAUUUUUGCUUAAAUUCAUUUAAAAUUUUUUAAAAUAAAGGGGCAGCAUCUUCUGAAUACUUUAAGUUUUACCAGCUUUUAUUUUGAUGACAUGAUGCUGCAUUCUAAAACUUUGAUGGUUUUAGACUACGUAUGGUGUGCUGUUGAAAUCUCCAUCCACCGUAGGAUAGAGUUAAAGGCAUUCUUUGCAGGUGUAUUUUGUAUGCCACUGUUUUUUUAAAUGUGAAAAAGCAUUGGCAUACUUAGUUAUUUUUUGGACAAGCUACACUUCAAGCUUGGUUUUAAUGUUAAUUUGAUAGUGUUUUGUUUUUUUUUUUUUAAACAAAUCAUGAAGCUGAAAAAUUUUUAGGAUUGUUGGUGCUUAGUAGACUUGAUAACUAUUUUAAAAAUGCGUGAAUUUAGUAAAAUCCUUUUUUCUCACUAUGCAUGUGUAAAUGUUCGUAACCUGGCUUUCCCUUCUCCAGUGGUAAAGAAUUGUGCCGCUUUAAGGUUUGGGUUUUUUUCCCCCCCUUCCAGUGAAAAUUUUGGUACCUUAUUUGAUGUUUACAUUAAAAAUGUGACAUUCUACAUGGCAAUUCAGAUAUUUUGCUAGCUUUUUUGUUUGAAGAACAUCAUUAAAGAAGAAACAUGUUUGUCAAAAAUGUAUCAAAAUUCAUCAAAAUCUGGGGCAGAAAACUACCCUUGUUUUUCAUGUCUUUUGAUUCUUCUAAAAUAUCCCUAUUGAACUUGUACAAAAAUAUAAAAUUUAAAGAGCAAUCUUAAAUAUUCUAUAGUCUAAAAAUUGUUUUGAAUGAACUUUGGUAAAAUCCAAAGGAAAAUGUUACCCUCUUAAAACUUGUGGUCUUGUCACACAUUCAAAGCAAUGCAUGUCCUUACCAUUUUCCUGAUCUUGUAGUACUACUUUUAUAUUUCAGAGAUAUCUUGAAACUACAAUAUAAACUUUUUAAAAAAAUAAGACGAGACUGAAGAACAUUUCAAAUGAACCCAACUUUAAUGAUGGUCCAUUCAAAAAUAGUUUUUGGAAGACUACUUUUGAUAGGCCAUCCUGUAUUCAAAAAGUACAUUUUAAAAACUGGGUUGAAAGUAGGAGGGGUAAGGAAAAAUUACUUCUCUUCUAUGAUUGGAACCGAGUUUUUGUUGGCCAGCUUCAACUCCCUUUAACCCUUAGACAAUUUGGGAUGAAAAGAGUGCCUUUGGUUAAUGGUUAGCAAGCGACAGGAUAGGUGAACUUCUGUUACUCAGCUCUGCCUUUCUGCUCCGUGUGUGCAGCUCACUCGUGUGUGGCUUCAUACUACAGGCCUUGUGCCUCUGUGUAAGGUGGCGCGCGUGGCCCUGUGGACUGCAGACAUGUUAAUGGUUAGCAUUAAUCACAGAUGGAAAAAUGAGCCAGCAAGUCACAGCCCCACACUUAGCGGUGUCAAAUCUCACUCAACAUACUGUAGUUGGAAGAAAAGAAGAAAAAGUGUUGCCAUAUAGCUGUGUAUUUCCAACUCUAUGACAAAACUCAAGAAUGGGAAUUAGGUCUCCCUGAUCUGAGGAUAUCUCUGAAAAAUAAGUUUCUCUUCAGUAGUGAUCCCCACACCCCAUCCCAUCCCACCCCAGUAAGUAGGACUAGAAGAACACAAGCCAGGUAAAUGUUCAAAGCAUUUUGAUAGUGUCAGGAUAGAACUGUAAAGUUAGGGCUUUCAGUUAACCCCUUGUCAUGAGGUUAUGGCCUAAUUUUCUGUUUUCCAUACUUGAAUCUUUAAAAAAAAUAUCAGUUUUAAAAUUAUUUAUAUUUAUAUUUAGUUAAGGGUCAUGUGUACACCCUACCACCUUAUAUAAAUACUAUAUUGAUGAUGGAUGCUUUGGAUAAGGAGGCUGUUAAGUUGUUGUGACAUCCUCAUUCUAAGCAGUUAUUCCUAAAAAACUAAAAACCGUAGCUACUUUUUAGUUCCCUGCUCUGCUGUACGUGUCUGAGUGUUCCUCACUUCCUUCCUGUGCUACACUAUGUCAAGGACUUAGGUGUUGUUUCCAUCUGAUCCUCUUUAGAUUCAGGAUGAAAUGCUUAUGUUGACCUCUAACAAGCUCACUCUGUCUCAGCAUUACUCAAUGCCAUCUCUCCAACUGCGCUUCUAAGAAUCUGUUACUUACACAUGGUAUCUUGGAACAGUUCUGAGCAAGUUUUCUUAAAGAAUCAUCGCAAGUUUCUCUUGAAACGAGGCUUUGCUUAUGAUGAAUACAGUUGAUGUUCUUUGGAUAUUAUUUGAGUAGAAGUAUUAGCAACUGUUCCACAAAUCAGGUCAUUAAAACAUAACUUAUUUUAUAUACUAGGUUCAAGCUUAGAGCCCAGAUGGAACCCUUUAUAUAUAUGUUUGUUUGUUUUCUGGAAAAUUUGGUAACUCUUGGCUAACACCAAGUAUUACCAACUCGCUUUUCUUCAGAACAGAUAGAUUUCUUCUAAGUGAGGUUAAUUGUUCAGAUGAUGUCUUUUUUACUUCUUUGUUCUUUGUAUUUCUCUGAAGUUUCCUUUCUUUUUUUUUCCUACCAGAAUUUUUAUUCAUUUUAUUUUUCGAUUUCAGUGCUACUUGAGUUUUUUUUUCCUUUUUUAACCUUACAGAAGUUGUUUUGGGUGGUACAGUUUAUAACACAAGAGUAAUCAUGCUAAUUUUUUUUUUUUCUCAGCAAUCUAAAAAUGAAUUUUUUUUUUAAAGUUUGAAGAGCCUCAUUCCAUCUAGCAUGAAUGUUUUCUGGUGUGUUUUUAAAAAGAGUUUUAGUAGUCAAUUUGACACAUGCAUCGCCAGAUUAUAGCAGAGCUUUGUUUUUGAUUAAUCAGUAGUUAAUCACUGACCGUUUAAACUAACAUGACCUUAAUUUUCUUUUCUUCACACAGGUUUGCUUUCCAUCCAAGCCAUUUUGCACACAUGAAAUAACAAACUUCUUUGUGUGUGCGUGUGUUUUGUUUUUUUUUCAUCAGAGAGUCUGAAAUAAGUUCAGGUGCAGUGUCAAUAGUAACUGCUCUUCUCAUUUCAAAGAAUUGCAGAACUAGUAAAACAGGCGGAGUUCCCAUUGAAUAAGCAUUACAUAAUUAAACACGCCAGUCUCUGAGACCUACUUACGAAAAUAUUCUCCUUGUUCGCAGAGACACUGACACUGCAGAGAAAACUAAUUGAAUUUCCUAACUUUGAGAUAAUUAAUACAUAGUAUUAGGUUGCUCUAGUGUAGCUGAUUUUAUGUGUUUUAAGAUUUUUCACCUCCAGAGCAAAGCUAUAAACAUAAAAAAAAAAAAAAAUGAAUCUCUAGCCACCUUGGCUAAGAGUCAGGCUGUGAAGAACAAUUUCAAGAUGAAUUUUCAUAUUUUGACUAUUGUUAAACAAAUUAGAUUUACUGACAUCGUUCUUUAAAAAGAGACACCUGUUAUAGCAUUGUCUUACAGUUUUUAAAAAGAGAACCCCAGAAAAAGUCUAUAAAAAUCCAAGGUUAAAACUGUAAAUAUAUUGAGAUACAAAUUGCUGCUUUAAAAUGUUAUUUAGGUUCUCCAUCCUCUUUAUUCUUUCCCGUUCCUCGAGGGUAGUCAAAUUUGCCUUCAUGAGUUACCAGACGUUAUCUCUUGCUAAUAUGUGAAAAUCCUUCAUUUCUAACAUCACACUGUGUCUUCCUGAACCUCAAGGUGAAUGUCUUAAUGGAUCUGAUUUGUCUCUUUCCUUUUUGCCAUCUGAUCCACAUUCAAAAUUUCUAGAAAUUAGAAUGAAUGGGUGAUGUUCUAUGAUGUCUUGUUCAAAAUCUCACGUGGUAGUGUCUGUCACGUAUUAUAAAGGUAUCUUGAAAGAGUGUGUGGCACGUUCGUCUGCAAAGUGCUUGUCGUGAUAGGCUCCUCGCAUUUCCCAUCUACUGGAGGAUGGACAUUUAUUUGCUGAGACUUUACCAUAAAGCUGCUAAGUUCACACUUAUUACUCUCAUACCUGUUUAAUUAGCAAAUUCCAUGACUGUUAUUCCAAGGAGUAAAUCUGACUAAUAAUGUUUAACAUUCUUAUAAGACACAUUCAGAAAAGGGCAUUAUAUUAUUACUUUAAAGUAGAAUGUGAGAUUAAACAGAUUAAAAACAAUUUAAAAUUUAAAAAUUUUGAACUGAUUGAAAAUACCUCCUUUGGAGUAAACUAUAAGGAAACAGUCACCAGAGUUUCUGAAAUUUUUUUGAAGAGAGGUCACUAGUAGAAGAAUCUAGACUUAGAAAUGAGAAUUCUGGUUAAAUCCCAAACCCAGUUACGCAGUGGUAGUCUAAAGCUUCUAAAACUGGAGUGUGAAGAAAACCCAGAGAUAUUCAUAUAGUUUCAGUAAUCAGAGUAUUAGACCAGACUUUAUUUGCAAUUUGUUCAACAGAGAGAUUUUAUUUUGAUACAAAUAUUAAGCAUAAAGCAUAGUAAGUUUUAUAUAAUUCUAUGAGUUCAUUAAACAAUAUUAUGAAAUUUUCAUUAUGUUCUUGGGGAGUCUUAGCUAUUUCUACCUCAUAUAUGAGGUCUCUUCUGUAUUUUAUUUUGCAUACUAGCAUGUGAUUGCCUGCCUUAGAACUAUGUAUAGGAGGGGAAAUCAAUAUUACCUUUUAAGAAAUUUUUGAUUUAUGAAACAAUUGUUUUCACUAACACCUUUUUAAUAUUUGAGAAGGGGGAAUGUGGCAAAUUCCGUAGGUAUCAACACAGAGCAGAAGUCACUGAGUAGUAUCCAUUUAUAAAUCUGUCCUGUUUUAAGAUUUUUAGAAUUGUGAACAGGAUAGAGUGAUGAUUCUCAAACUUUUACCCAGCAUCAGACUUACCUUGAGGUCUUGUUAAGAUUGCUUGGACCCCAUCCCCAGAGUUUCUGAUUCUAGGUUGAGCCUGAUCAUUGGCAUUUCUAACAAGUUUUCAGGUGAUGCUGAUGCUGCUGGCCGGGGAACCACACUUGGAGUGAGAAUCACUGACCUGAUGAGUCUCCCACGCUGAAGGUCUCAGAGACCGGAAGGCUGAAGGUCUUUUCAACCAGUCAUCUAUUUACUCAGUGUAAAAAACUGAGCUCUUGAGACAUUUUUAUAAUUCUGAUGCCAUGAGUAGAACAUUCAUGAAGAAAGAUUUCUGUCCUUUGGACUGGCUGCCACCCCUCUUCCUCACCCCUGCCGAGGUCUGUGCUGCUCUUCCACAGCGGGUGAAGGAGCUUUGUGAUUUCUAGGGUGAGCUUGGUUUUGUGUGCACCGCUGCCUGGGCUUUGGCCGGGCAGCUGUGCCCUUGUUUGGAGUGCUUAGAGUCACUAUUGAUGACCCAUACACAUGGAAACGAGAAUCCUGGGAAGAAGCCAUCAGAAUGUCACGAGAAUGCACUUUGCAUUUAUCGAGGCACUAAAGUACGGGAGUCCCUGUCCUAAGAUGGCAGUGACGUGGAACAUUGAAAAAAUAGAUAAUCCCCCAAUAAUGUAUUCUUUAGCUUUUAUGCCCCCCCCCCCGCCUUGGGGGGAACGUGAGAGCAAAAGAUCUGUUUUUGAAAUUAUGUGUUUCUCAGGUUAACAAAGUUAUCUUAGCUUCUCUGUGCCCUGCCCGCAGGUAUUAGGGAGAGCGUCAAGUACACCUGGCAGAAUAUAAGUAAUUGUCAUUGAUUACUUCGCUACCUUAAAAAAAAAAAUCUAUAUAUGUUUGCAAGCCAGUCUAGGGGGAUCUACCAUCUACACAGCAUGAGUUGCUCAUGAAUCAUAGGUGCACAUGUAUGAGCAAGUUAUUUUUGAGAAUGAAACUGCCUAUAGUAUAAUAAACCUGACAGGUCUUUGGGUAUUUUUGAGUUUGCGUGUUGUUGUUGUUUUAAUAUUCACCCUGGGCUGCACCUUGGGGGUAUUGGGCUCUGCUUCUGGUUUUUAGUUUGGUGUUGAAUUUACUGAGAUACUAGAAAGAAAAAAAAUUAUUUUCAAGGAAACAGAAGAUAGAAUGACUUAGGCGUAGAAGUCACAAGAUGGCCAUCGCAGAGUGCCCGGCUCUGGGAUUCUUAGAACAGUACUUCUACUUCAAAGGCGUGCUGACCUUUGGUGAGGAUUGUUUAUAUAUCAGCACAGGUUCCUUUAUGCAGUCCCAGCUUAUUGGGAGCUUUGGUUUAUUUACAUUUUGCUUUGCACGAUUCCUUGUAUGUGAAGACCUCUUUAUAUCUUUCAGUAGGUCAGAGGGCUCUUCGGUCUGGGUUCAAGUCCUAAAGUGUCAGUUACACCUGAGAAUGCUUCUCAGCCUCCCCCCUUACAGAGGAAGUGACCUGGAUAUUCACUGGUCCAGACCAUGCCAGCUUCCUACAAAUCCAUGUAUGUGACAUUGUACUGUAUCUGAUUCUGUGCCACUCAUUUCACCUGACUCUUGAAAACCCAUGAAGGUACUGGUUAUAUGUAGUUGGUGUAUCCUAGGUAAAUACCGUGAUUAAAACACUUCUCCUCUAAAUUAUGAAGGUAAUGGGUUUCACAUUUUAUUAAAGGGUCCUGCUAUUAGUGACACAGGAUUUUUUUUUUUUUUAAUGCUUCAUAUAGUUCUUAUCUAAACUUGUUAGCUAACUUCAUAGGAUCGGUUACUUAGCAAAUUCAUACUGGGUCUUUUUUUGGAAAGUCUUCCUAAGGGAAGCUAUAGAAAACUGAGGUGGUCCGUUUUUCAUCUCUUCAAAGUACCAGUUGUACAGCCAUCUAAUUAAGCAUAAUUUAUGGGAAAAUUUUAACAAAAUUAUUUUUUUCUUUGCAGUAAAUGAUACCUCAUCUAAGAGGUUCUAAUACCUAAAAGAGUUUAUCCUUAGAAGUAAAAGAUGACUCUGUACCAUAAAAUAACCCCAAAGCCACUCUCUAGGGUUUUUAUUUUCUUCUUUCAUUGUCUUUUCUAACUUAGUUUUGGAAUUACGUUAGCCACUUUGGUUCCAUAGAACACGUUUUCCACUUUGGGGGUCUACAGUUCCUACAGUGUGAUCAUUGUCUCAGUGAAGUUCUUUUGUUUUAAAAGAUUCAUGGUAACACAAAAUGUAUUUUACUGCUACAACUAAAAUGUAUUUAUAAUAAAAUGCCUUUUUAAUAA
Nycticebus coucang (slow loris) is the source of this 13606-nucleotide messenger RNA. It is a transcript of the gene HELZ, whose product is annotated as helicase with zinc finger. NCBI's taxonomy places the organism in Eukaryota, Metazoa, Chordata, Mammalia, Primates, Lorisidae. The record is from RefSeq and is a predicted model, not a curated record. Gene Ontology annotation, biological process: regulatory ncRNA-mediated post-transcriptional gene silencing. Gene Ontology annotation, cellular component: cytosol; P granule. The transcript is spliced from 33 exons. Gene Ontology annotation, molecular function: metal ion binding; helicase activity; ATP binding. Bases 239 to 6136 code for a protein of 1965 amino acids.